Molecule: messenger RNA, 771 nt
Organism: Caenorhabditis elegans
Lineage: Eukaryota; Metazoa; Nematoda; Chromadorea; Rhabditida; Rhabditidae
Gene: sel-13
Product: Zinc finger protein 830
Exons: 2
Coding region: 1-705 (234 amino acids)
Cellular component (GO): spliceosomal complex; chromosome; nuclear speck
Molecular function (GO): nucleic acid binding; zinc ion binding
Source: RefSeq, marked reviewed
AUGAGCCUUAAUCCAAUGAUCGCGAAGCAGAAACCAAAUGGAAAUAUUCAGUGCUUGGUGUGCAAUGCAGAGAUUAAGCCGAAAAUCUGGACGGCACAUGUUAAUGGAAAGAAGCACAGAGAUAGUAUUGAAAAGUUGAAGACAAGUGCUCAGAAGCGUGGAAAGGAGAGUUCAACCAGAAAUACAGAUGAACCACCGAAUAAGAAACAAAAGGAAGUACCAAAUCAGGGACCAACGACUCUACCCACAGACUUUUUCGAUGAUGAAAGCACUCCGUUCCGUAAAGAUGAUUCAAAAACUGCCACUGUAGGCCACAACUCUAACCUGAUUGAAGGUGUUCCUGCCGGAUUUUUCGAUGAUAAGCGGUUGGAUGGAAAUGUUCGUGAAACUCGUGAAAGAAAUGCCGAACUCGAUGCCGAAUACGAGCGAUGGAAAGAGGAGAUUGGCGAAGAGCAAGUCGAAUUGGAUACAAAAGCCGAAGAACUCGAAGCUGCUGUGCAACGAGAGCUGGAACUGGAGCGAAUCGACGAACAAAUGGCUGCAUUGAAGAAGUUGAAUGAUAUGGAGAUUCAGAAGGAGAAACGAUUGAAUCAGGCGAGAGAGCGACGUCUGAAACGAGAAGAACCGGAAGAAGAGGAAGAUGAUGACGGAGAGGAUAUUGAUCUCGAUGCGCUCGAUUGGCGAGCAAAGAAUAUUUUCGCAUAAAAUAUAAUUUUCUCAAGAUGUUUCUCAACAUUUUAUUUUAUCUAAAUAUAAACUAAAUCUUUUUUC